UGUUGUAUUUAUUGCGUUAGAAUUUCGUCUUUGUUUCCUGAUUGCACCUUUCAUAUACGAACAACGAUAGACACUUUUUGUGUUGUUGUUGAUGGUGGUUACUCAUCAGUUGUUUUGCAUUUAAUUCUGUUUGUCUUUUUUUCUGAGAAAAAGUUAUCAAGUUUCGAAAUUUAUGUUAUUCUGCCUUUUUUUCUUUGACUCGAGAGUUUUUUUGUUUUCCUAUAUAAAUUAAAAUCAGCUGUUAUAAUCAAACGGACUUUAUUUUGAUACUGUUUCAACAAACAAAAAAGGCUUCCCGAGGCCGCUCGAUGGCUUUUGCAAAAAAUCGCCAAGUGAAAAUGUGACGUAGAUACAAAGGUUUAGCAAAGCAAAAAAAUAUCGCGCUACCAUUAAUUUGAACUAUUUCAAGCGUUCCUUUUUGUUUCGCAGCAAAAUCGGAUAAGGUACUGGCAUCAGUACCAGUUCCGAAAGUCACGAGAAUGGCAAAGCAGGACACAAGAAAUUACGACACACUCACAAAUCAAGAAACGAAUCCAUUUGCCGAUAAACGUUCCCCAACGAUCGAGGAAGAAGAAACGCCUCAAAGCAGCGGAUUGGUCAUUCAUGUCGUUCCGGACACAAAUAAAGUGCCAUGGAACCAUAUCCAGGAUUUGGAUUUGUUCUUUUCGCGGGUCUACAGCUACCAUCAGCAGCACGGCUUCUUCGUAAUGAUGCUGCAGAACGUGUUCGAGUUGUUUCAGUUUGUCUUCGUAGUGAUACUGAUUACGUACAUGAUCAAUUGUGUCGACUAUGGUAUUUUGUUCAAUGACAAUCCGGAAAAACACAAGAUAGCAUUGUCCGAUGCAAUCGAUUCUCCCUCGGAAUGUGUCGCCAAGCUAGGUGGUUUCGAUUGGCUCAUCCUGCUGCUGGUCGGUCUGUUCUGGACGUUUCGGCUGUUCAAAUUUUUUUAUCACUUCACGCAAUACUGGGACAUCAGAUUGUUCUUCAACAGCGUCUUGCAGAUUAAAGAUGACGACCUAGACAAUCUUACUUGGCAUGAGGUUCAAAAACGCAUUCGGGAGGUGCAAUCCGAAAUUCAAAUGAGUAUCAAUAAAGAGCAACUAACAGAGCUAGAUAUCUAUCAUAGGAUUUUGAGAUUCAAAAACUACAUGGUUGCGAUGAUGAACAAAUCCUUGCUUCCAUCAACUAUUAAGCUGCCAUUUCUGGGAAAUGUUGCUUGCCUAAGUCAAGCGUUGCGUUAUAACGUUGAACUUAUACUUUUUUGGGGGCCUUGGGCUCCGUUCGAAAAUAAGUGGCACCUGCGGGACGAGUUCAAACGGUCCAAUCGUCGGCUGGAACUGUCCCAAAAGCUUGAAAAGCAAAUUUUAUGGGUUGCCGUCGUUAACAUCAUUCUGUCUCCGUUCAUUUUCCUGUGCCAGCUGAUGCUUUUCUUCUUCAAUUACGUUCACCUCAUCAAGAAAGAACCUGGAACGCUAGGGAUGCGAUGUUGGUCACAGUACGGAAAACUGCAUCUUCGCCAUUUUAACGAACUCGAUCAUGAGCUUGAUGCACGUUUAACGAGAGCAUAUAGACCGGCAGUGAAAUAUAUGAAUUCGUUUUCGUCACCUGUCCUGACUGUUGUGGCAAGAAACAUCUCCUUCAUAUCCGGUACCUUGUUAUCGAUAGGAAUCGUGCUGGUGUUCUACGACGAAGACUUUUUGCAAGUUCAGCACGUUUUGUCCAUCAUGACUGUAUUGGGCGCUGUUUCUGUUAUUACCCGAUCAACGAUACCCGAUGAGAACAUGGUUCGUAAUCCGGAACAGCUGCUGCGCAACGUUUUGGCCCAUGUGCAUUACCUACCCGCGUCUUGGCGUAACUUGGCGCACACCACAGGCGUGCGCAAUGACUUUGAGCAAUUUUUCCAGCUUAAAAUCAUGUACAUUUUGAACGAAUUGUUCAGUCCUUUUGUGGCGCCGUUUGUCCUCUUGCGGGUCAUGAAACCAAAGGCGUUGGAUCUAGUGGACUUUUUCCGCAACUUCACUGUCGAUGUGAUCGGAGUUGGGGAUGUUUGUUCGUUUGCCCAAAUGGACGUAAGAAAGCAUGGGAAUCCUGAUUGGCAAGUCACUAACAGUGCGGCCGAGAAAGACACGAAUGAACCGGUUAAUGUGCCAAUCGUAGACAACAAUCAAUACACCCAAGGCGAGCAUGGCAAAACGGAACUUUCACUUGUACAUUUUACUCUCACCAAUCCCACCUGGCAGAUGCCUCCGGAAGCCAGACACUUUGUCCAGGGCAUUAAGCGCCACGCUUUGCAGGAUCUCAACCGACAGCGUGGUCCAUUCAUGGGAGCAACCGCAACCGUUAAUCCGAUGGCCGAGAGUCUGUACUCAAUGGAAAGCCUAGGCGAACAGUACCAAUCCAUCAUCUACCCUAUUCUUCAGACACACAACCUAUCCAACUCACAGCAGCUGGGAUUGUCGAUGCAUUUUGGUGGUUUUGGAUCGCCUCCACCAGCACAGCCUACUGGAGGCGUACCGCCGCAUCUGCAGCAAUCGUCUAUGUACGCCUUCAAUUCACCGCCAGCUCCAGCGUUCGACUUUGAACGAAUGCUACAGCGCCCUCUUACCGAUGAUAGUACGGUGGCUCCACUUCGAAGCACCUUCUUGCAUGAUAUCAACGAAAACGAUGACGAUGAAAGUGGUGCUGGUGGCGGCAGUCAGGGUUUGGAAAGUAGUGGCGGUGCAGCUGCAGCAGCUUCCAGUAGUCAUCAGCACAUGCAAUCUUCUAGUCUAGCUGCUGGGGCUACCGCUGCCAGUGGGAUUAUGGAUCCUCGGUCUAGCGCAAUUCGCACCUUCGGUGGAAUGAGUAAGCUCGAAGGACCCGCCGAAGGAUCACGUAAUGGUCUGCUGUCAAGCUUGUGUGGCACAAUUCCAGUAACACAGCAAACUCAACACGACCUGACAGCAGCAGACAUGUGUCUUAGUACCUUGUACCUGCAUGAACUGUAUCACAAUCACAUGCGACGUCGCGGUGGAAGUCUUCGGACCGAUCAAAGUCAACAACAGCAGUGGCAGAAACCACAUCAGCAACAAUCCCCUUCGGUUGUCCUUCCGGGCACCAGUUCGAGCGGUAUGCGAUCAUCGAUGGCGUCCACCUCACAAGCGGCAGCAGCAGCAGAAAGGAUGCCUCUCCUCGGCAGCAAAAAGUCAUAGCAACAGGCCGAGUGGGUCUGAAUGGGAGGAUCAGUGUUCCGUGUUUAGACUAUCCACUGCUGUUAGUUAGAGUUUUUAGAAUGUAGCUUAACACCCUCUCGCAUAUACAUGUAUGUGUGCGUAAAAUUCGUUGUCUCGAAGCAAUGCGUCGGAUAACUAAGAAAAAAAAAAAUACUCUGGUUCCACGGAUUGUUCCGUACGUUAAGCACUAAGGCAACGGGAUUUCUCAUUUCGAUGUACAGAUUACGAACGACUCCGAUAUUUGUAAGUAGGAAAUUUAUCUUCUGUUGCAAACAUUUGUUCAAAUACUGGAACUGCGACAAAUGUGGGAGUAUCUAUAUGUUUUCCUUAGAUUUGACGAAUUGAUUUUAUCCUCUUAAAAUCUAUCAUACUUAUAAGGAGAGAAUCAAAUGUGCGACACCAACUCUCUGCGAAACAGUUUAACAAGAGUCCUAGAUAAAUUAGAUAUUUAUGUAAGCGUGAACAAGCGCUUUCGAAGAUAACUGAACAGCUAAAGUUUGAGAUAUGCUAAGCCAAUGAAAAUCAGCAAGUUGUGAAUUGACGACGAAAAACGAAAAUUUGAAAAAAAAAAAUAUUUUAAAGUUUAAGUA
Messenger RNA from Uranotaenia lowii, 3802 nucleotides. It is a transcript of the gene Atg9, whose product is annotated as autophagy-related protein 9A. NCBI's taxonomy places the organism in Eukaryota, Metazoa, Arthropoda, Insecta, Diptera, Culicidae. The coding region runs from base 480 to 3191 and encodes 903 amino acids. Gene Ontology annotation, cellular component: phagophore assembly site; autophagosome. The transcript is spliced from 14 exons. Gene Ontology annotation, biological process: protein localization to phagophore assembly site; autophagy of mitochondrion. The record is from RefSeq and is a predicted model, not a curated record.